AUAAUCUCAGACCCACAGUUUGGCGGCCACCGGCAAAUCAAGGACCCACCCACACAGGAUCACUGCCGAGGAGGUAACUGCCACGUGUCCACCACAUUCCGAUUUCGGAAAACCCUCGAAGGUUCCCACAAAACCCUCUCCCUUUCCCGCCGGCGACGCAAGCAAAACCCCUGCGCAUGCCAACUCCGCUCUCUCUACAGCUCUCUUGUGCCCUCUCACAUGGACAAUCAGCUCGCUUCUCUACCGGAAUCGACGGCGUCGUCGUCUUCGUCUCCAUCGCUGGAAGAUUUGAUGAAGCGAUUGAAUGGAAAAACCGACUCCGAACGACUUGUCGGCCUUCUUCUAGUCACCAAAUUCUGUGACAAGAACGACCACAAUGUCAUUCUCGACGUCUACCGCGCUCUCGGCUUCACUUUCCUCCACCGUUUGUUGCUCACUGGUAUGGGGAGAUGGAGCGGCGGAGGCAAUAGUGCAGACCGAGAGGGCUACUUGCGGUUGUCUGUGACAGUUCUUGCAGCGUUUGCUAGGGUACCCGAGAUUGCUCGUACUGAUGAAAUGCUGAACAAGGUUCCACUUAUUCUGGAGGUUAUGUCGACGGAGUAUGGUUCAUCUCUCUCGGAGGAGUGCUUUGAAUUUCUGUUUCUAGUGUCCUCUGCCCAUGAUAGUGGUGUGAUUACUUUGUAUGAAUCUGGAGGGAUGAAUGUGUUGGCAUCUCAAAUGCAUACUCUACCAGAUGGUUCUCACACAAUGGAACUUGCGAUGAAACUGAUUCAUUUGAUUAUGAGCAAGCUGUCUUACGAGAAAAUCUUUGCUGAUCAUUCGUCACAUCUAUCCAAGAUAGUAGUUGCAAUAGCAAAACAGUUUGCUGUGGUGCACAAUGCUUUAAAGUUUGAGGCCCUUCACCUUCUCUCUAGCUUAUUCUCAUCAAGUUAUUCGGGUGAUCUAUGUGCCAUGCUUCAAUCAAUGAAGUUUGAUGAUUGGUCAACUUGCAUACGUGUUGGUAUCGUGGAUGUUUUACAGAAUCGAGUGGCUCCUGCUGACAAACUUCAGGCUCUUGUUCUUGCGGAGUCUGUUAUAUCCAGUGUUGGUGAAGAGUGGCUAAUUGGAUCAACGGCCUUACCUGGUGGAGAUAGUUCUUUUCCCGCUGAUAGGUGCAUACUUCUCAUUUUGGAAUCAUCUCGGGUUGAAAUUGCUGUUAUUUUGAAUGAACUAGCAUACAUUAAGUACGAAGCCUCUAAAAGUUCUCCGGAUGCUGAAACCUUUAUUACGAAGCUAAGGAAUCUGGGUGUUGCUUUCUCUUUGGUUGAAAAUGUUAUCAAGCUCAUCUCAAAAUUUGGUGAAAGUGAAGAUUCAAAUUCAACUUCCAUCAUCAAUGAAAGCAUUUUAACCAAGAUCAUUAAUGGGCUUAAUGAGACAAUUGGUGCGGUCCUUGAUUAUUUGCAAGAUGCAAAGGAUCACGGGCAGAGAAAAGGAGAAGACCUUUUAGCUUCUGUCCGAAUAGUUGGGAGCUAUCUUGCAGAAGCACCUUGUGCAUGUAGAGAAAAGGUGGAGGAACUUCUGAGUUAUAUGCUCUCAGUUGAAGGGGAAGAUGAGUCGAGUCCUUGCCACUCAGUCUCCUUUUUGCUCCCUAUGCUCUAUCAACUAACUAUGGAGAAUGAUGGAUGUAAGACCUUUGCCUCUACUGGGGCUUAUACAGCUGUUGUUCAGUAUCUUGUUAAUUCAAAUGAUUUAAGCAGCUUUAAUGUUGAGGAUGCCGGUACAAUACACUUGGCAUGUGAUACAAUUUUGAAUUUCCUUUCAAAGAGAGAUCAAACUCAUUUCUCAUUGGAUUGUAGUUUUGUCAAACUUCUGCAGUUUUUGUCACGAUGGGCAGGCGGUACAAAUGAUCCAAAUGUUAUUGUGACGGCUUCAUGCAUAUGCUCAUUUAUACUUGAUUCUACUUCCGAAGAAGUUCUUCUAAAGCAUCCUGAUUUCAACACAGACAACCUGAUUGCUGUUGCACAGCUGAUUAAGAAAAGUUUGGAUGCAUCUAGUCAGGGUUUGAUAUCGGAAGAUGAUGAUUCAGAGGUUGAUCUUCGCCAAAUAGUAGUUUCAGGAUAUUCUUCUUGGGCAAAUCGAUUUCCUCACAUAAAGAAAAUUGUAGAGGGAUGAUCGGUUUUCCCUGUGUUCCUCCACACGGGCCACGAAGUCUUGUUAUGUUACUGUCAGUGGUCGGAAUGGAUCGGAGACGUGAUCGGAAUCCGGUGUCGGAUUCAGGGCUGGAGGGCUGAAUGCUAGCAAUGGAGAACCAUCCUUUAAUGCCAGCCGUAGAGGUAAAACAGCCUGCCUUGUCUGUAAGAAACAGAAAAUUGAUUUGAUUUAGAUAUUUCAUGUUAAAUAUUAAUAUGUUUUUGUAGAGAACUUAUUUAUUGAUUUGCCAAUUCUAACACCACGUGCAUUUA
Messenger RNA from Andrographis paniculata, 2441 nucleotides. RefSeq lists its product as uncharacterized. The transcript is spliced from 17 exons. NCBI's taxonomy places the organism in Eukaryota, Viridiplantae, Streptophyta, Magnoliopsida, Lamiales, Acanthaceae. The coding region runs from base 220 to 2151 and encodes 643 amino acids. The record is from RefSeq and is a predicted model, not a curated record.